AUGGCUUCAUUCCACCAUUUCUUCCUUGUAUUAUCUUUGCUUGCCAUUUUCAUCUCCGCCGCCGCCGCUGCCGCACCUGGCGGCCAUAACAUUACCAAAAUCCUUGAGGCUUACCCGGAAUACAGCGAGUUCAACAACUUACUAAGCCAAACAAAACUCGCCGACGAAAUCAACAGCCGGGAACCCAUCACCGUUCUGGUAUUAAGCAACGGAGCCCUCUCUUCCAUCACCGGCAAACAUCCACUUUCCGUCGUUAAGAAUGAAUUGGCACUACACGUAUUGUUAGACUAUUUCGAUGCCGGAAAGCUACACAAGAUCUCCGAUGGUUCAACUCUAUCCACCACGUUAUACCAGACUACUGGAAAUGCCCCCGGAAACCUAGGGUUUGUCAACAUUACCGAUCUCAAGGGUGGUAAAGUCGGAUUUGGCUCCGGGGUUCCAGGCUCGAAACUCGGCUCCACCUACUCCAAAUCGGUUCAACAACAGCCUUACACUAUUUCCGUUCUCGAGGUCAGCGCGCCAAUUGAUGCACCGGCGAUUUUAACUGCCCCGACUCCUUCAGCUUCUGACGUCAACAUUACUGGGUUACUUGAGAAAGCAGGGUGCAAGACAUUUGCAUCGCUUCUUCUUUCUUCAGGGGUUUUGAAAACCUAUCAGUCAGCCAUUGAGAAGGGUUUGACGAUUUUCGCGCCAAAUGAUGAGGCCUUCAAGGCGGCCAAAGUGCCAGAUCUGAACAAGCUCUCAAAUGCUGAAGUGGUGUCGCUCUUGCAGUAUCACGCCCUUGCCAGCUAUACUCCUAUCGGAACAUUAAAAACCACGAAGAGCUCGAUUUCUACCUUGGCUACGAACGGCGCCGGGAAGUAUGAUCUGAGCGUCGCGACUGCAGGUGACUCAGUGAGCCUCGACACCGGAGUUGACACGUCCAGAGUCGCUUCCACAGUCCUUGACUCAACUCCGCUUUGCAUUUUCACCGUCGACAGCUUGCUUCUUCCAACGGAGCUUUUCGGAAAGGCUCCGGCACCGGCGCCGGGACCUGCACCAGAGAAAUCUCCCUCCCCUGCUCCCGCGGUUGAAUCUCCAGGGCCGGCCCCAGAAUCUGCAACCGCUCCUUCGUCGUCGUUAUCUCCCCCGGCGCCUCCGACGAGCUCUCCUGUCGGAUCUCCUUCAGAAGCUUCCACCGCAGACUCACAGAAUAGUACUGCAGACAAUGCCGCCGGCGCCUUGGAGACUCCAGCGUUGAUGAAGAUGCUGCUCACAGUGGCAGUUUCGGUAUUUGCCUCCACACUGAUGUUCUAA
This is a messenger RNA of Fraxinus pennsylvanica, 1296 nucleotides long. The record is from the annotation of a GenBank genome assembly. NCBI's taxonomy places the organism in Eukaryota, Viridiplantae, Streptophyta, Magnoliopsida, Lamiales, Oleaceae.